UGGUGUAAGGUGGCCAUAAGUAAUCAAAUGUCGAAAGCGGAGUGCGCCAUACUCAGGUCAGUGCCUAAUUCACCGAAGAUUACAUCAGUUGUAAGUGCAAACAGCCGCCCUCUGGCAAUCAACCUACAAUUGGCAGCAGCAGUGCAAAUGAAGAGGCAGGCCUGGUGCAAAAUGUCAAAUACAGAGAUACAGAGAGGUUGAAUGGUUCAGAUGGAUAUGCGUGGGGUGGCCGAUGACAUGAGGGUUUCACUGCUUUGUCUGCUGCUGUUGUUUGGGAGAUGGAAUUUGCUUCUUUAUGGAGCACUUGCAAAUCCAUACCAUCAUGGAAAGUAUGAGGAUGGGUCUACAGUAUAUGGAAGUGGCCCUGAACUACAUAACCCUGAAAGGUACUCUGGACUUGACCAAAAAUUCAAAAUCCAGCAAUCCAAUCUGGCUAGCAACAAACAACACUCCACAAAAUUAUCCAGUAAAGUAAAGUUCAGGAUUUCUCCAAGUCAUUAUGAGUUAGGACUCCCUGAGCACCAUCAAAACCCUGUUAGCAAAUCUACAAGCUUAGAUGGCCCCUCAAUGUUUCAACAUCCUUCCAGAAAUACUGAAAUUGCACAAAUCGGCCUGGCCUUUUCCGUGGGAGAGAGAAUUCCCCAGGAUUCUAGUCAAGGUAUGAACAAUAUCUAUACCCCUGAACGUUCUCAGCAUGCUCGGUUUAAAAGUGCAGCUGGUGGCUUUACCCAAAAUGCACCAGGCAGUCUGUAUCCCAGCAAUCCUUCAGAGACCAUUGUGCAUACCGUCCCUUACUUUUCCAUUAGUAGAAAAUAUCCUACACAUGAGCAACUUCAAAAUAAUUUGGCUCAACGGUCAACACAUUUCACUGAGCCAGGAAGGUCAUAUCCUGUCAGUCCCAUCGGUGACCUUGGAUCACAUUUUGUUGGGCAUAAAGACAAUACACAGAGCAUGACCUAUGACCCCUCUUUGCAGGACAUCAACAGUGACGCAAAGUAUGUUCCCCCUUCAAGUGUAAGUCUUGCUCCCACAUCUUCCAAUGCAGGAUAUCAUGAGCGUAAUGCUUCAAAGUUGAUUCAAGACCAAGAUGCCCCCGUCAAUGGUAAAUGGGCUUUUCAAAGGCUUGUGUCCAGUAACGGUGUGCCUAUUCAGAGUGUAAGUUCUUGGUCCUAUGGUGGGCAGAGGCCAAACAACAAGAUGUUUGGCUCAAGUCACAGACCACCUGCUCACCCUGGUGGAAGUGACUUUGACAUGUCUUACCUUCCCCAGAGGGACGAAGCACCAAACCAAAAGAUAUUCACACAACCUGCUAAAAUUAGACCUGCUUCCCACAUUAAUUGUCCCAGUCAGGUUGAUGGCUCAAUUGACUCUUUGAAAAACUGGGCAACAACUGAUGAAGACCAAGUCAGUGAACUUCAUCCAUUCACAGAAGAUCCAACAUCACAGAACUCUCCAGAAGAACCACCUCGAGUUGGCAAGUCUCCCACUGUUGAAACUGAAGAUGCAUCAAGUGGUAGUGCCAGAGGAGACGCUGACUUGCAUCAGUCUUUUGAGGGAAGGCACAAAGCCUUGACUGACCGCAAGCGGUUAAUCCAACUCCGACCCCAGACCAGGUAUCUUGUGAGGGCCUUUAACCAUUAUGAGCAGGGCAGGCUCUACCAAUCACGUGGUAGGAACAACUCAACAGAAAUGGCCUUCCUUCCUGAUGGUCCAACACUGCGUCUACGAGUCCAGAGCAAUGAAAACCCUAGGAAUGGUCACAGGAGGUAAUGUGCAGUGUAUUUAAUGCUUCAACUGCUUCCUUUCUUUUGCUCCUUUUUAACAUCAGUUCUUAUUUGUUUCCUUAACGGACAAAUGUGACCAAUGAUGUGCUUGUGAUCUCCGCACCCUCUGGCUCUUUACUGGAUAUUAUCCUAUGAUUCUGGUUAUAAUAAAACAAAGCUGACCUGAA
Alosa sapidissima (American shad) is the source of this 1951-nucleotide messenger RNA. RefSeq lists its product as uncharacterized. The transcript is spliced from 3 exons. The record is from RefSeq and is a predicted model, not a curated record. Lineage: Eukaryota; Metazoa; Chordata; Actinopteri; Clupeiformes; Clupeidae. The coding region runs from base 202 to 1770 and encodes 522 amino acids.